UAGGUCUGCAAAGAUGAUGUAGUUUUUAUUAAAGAAAGGUUAUUUCAUUUUUCUUAGGUUUAUGAAAAAUGUGGUCCUGCCCGUGUUGUUUGAGGUUUAAGUUUAGUCCGGAAGAACUAGAACAACGAUAUAAAAGUCAAGAAAUUGAUAAAAUGAUUGAAAAAGAUAAACAGGCUUUAAAACGCCAAGUGAAGUUGCUGCUACUGGGUGCUGGGGAGAGUGGAAAAUCGACAUUUCUGAAGCAAAUGAGAAUAAUACACGGACCUAAGUUCGAAUAUGAAUUAGUUAAAGAAUAUCAACAGGAUAUUUAUCAAAAUAUAGUUCGGGGAAUGAGAGUUCUUGUUGAUGCACGUGACAAACUCGAUAUACCCUGGGAAGACUACAGUAAUUCUGAAAUAGGUAAAAGAUUGCUAGAAUGUGAAAAUCCAACGGUGCUUGAUGCGAUACUCUUUGCAAAUUAUUCACCUUUAGUUGCCAAAUUAUGGAAAGACUCUGGCAUUAAAAGAGCCUUUGACAGAAGACGAGAAUUUCAACUUAGUGAUUCCGUUGAAUAUUUUUUCAACAAUUUGGAUCGAAUAUCACGCUACGAUUUCAUCCCAACCAACCAAGACAUAUUGCAUUGUCGAAAAGCAACCAAAGGCAUAACCGAGUUUGUCAUUCCCAUAAACAAAGUCCCAUUCCUAUUUGUAGAUGUAGGCGGUCAAAGGUCACAGCGACAAAAGUGGUUCCAGUGCUUCGACUCCGUCACGUCAAUACUCUUUUUAGUUUCGUCUUCAGAAUUCGAUCAGGUCUUAUUAGAAGAUCGGAAAACAAACAGGUUAGAAGAAUCCAAAGAUAUUUUCGAUACGAUAAUCAACCACCGAGUGUUCAAAAACGUGUCCAUUAUACUUUUUUUAAACAAAUAUGAUCUAUUGUUAAAGAAGGUCGCGAAUCCUGAAACGGAUAUUCGUUGGUACUUCCCCCAAUUUUCCGGCAAUUCUCACUCGAUACAAGACGUUCAAAAGUUUAUUUUAGCUAUGUUCACCGGGGUCAAACGUGAUCCGAAAAAGGCGCUUUAUCAUCACUAUACAACGGCUGUGGACACGGAAAACAUCAAGGUCGUGUUCAAUUCUGUCAAAGACACAAUACUCACCAGGAAUCUCGAAAUUCUAAUGCUUCAAUGAUUAUUUUUUUUUUGCAUUGUAUAGUCCAGAAACUGGGAGUUAAAAAAAGAUCUACUCGUGAAAUAUUAAGGGAUAUAAAAAGCUAAAAAAUUUUCAAACUUAAGAAUCUCACCCAUUUUUUUUUACGUAUUUUGAAUUUUUCUCCCAGUAAUAUAAAGAAAAUAUAGUAGGUUUUCGUUAAGUUCAGUUUAUGAAUUCCAAAUAUUUCCGAGAGUCAAACUAUCUGGUUCCUGGACUGGUAUUUUUUAAUUUUAGGCUGUGUCUCUGAUGAACAACUCAACCGUUGUAUGUUUGUAUGUCUGUAUGUAUGUACAUAUAUUUUAUUACAUAUAUAUAUAUAUAAUUGUUAUAUAUGGAUAUUUUUUUAUUUAAGACUGACAUAUACCAGCUAAUGAAUGUAAUAUAAUAUUUAAAACUUUUUUCUAGGUAAGACGAUUAACUCUUUUUUAUGUAUAUACAGCUUUCGACACAUAUAAAGUGACCACAAACAGGGUAAUUAAUGUUGCUUGAAGGGAGCAAAAAAUACACUCAUAUUUUUGUUAUUCAUUUACGAUCUCCAAUUAUGUUAAAGGACACUGACUGGGGAUGAGUUAAACAUUGUCUUUUUUUCAUUGAUAUUUAGAGACUGAAUGAUAUUUGGCAUUUAAUGACUUUUUGAUAAUUAAAUUUUAAUCUAUACGGACACAUGAAUCUCAAAAAAAGAUAUAAUCCUUUGCAAUAAAAACUUUUCUUAAAAAGGAAUAUUUUUGUAACAAAGCAUACCGAACAGGUUGAUGUUUUAAAUUUUGUUAAGAAUUAAUUUUCGUAAUGGAAUGGUUAUCUUUACUGCAUUAUGAAGGAUGUUCAAUAAAGCCAAAAUUUCAAAAUACAGUAUGUAAUAUAGUCUUCGUCAAUAUUAUUUGUAUCCAAUACAUUUUAUUUUGAGCAUGCAUAUAAAAAGUUUUUCUGCAUUCUAUUUUAUUUUAUAUCGAAAUUUGUCUAUUAAAACUCACUUCACCAUUUUCGCUUGAGCUUUGACAUUGUUUUCAAUAAUGAAAAGUUGCUCAUUCAUGACUAUUGGUAGCUUUUUGAAAACGUGUUUUUGUAUUACUUCUACAUAACUAAUAAUUAUAUGUGUAAAGUGCCUUAAACAACUGGUUUAUUUUUUAUACACUUAGCUUUUAUACUAAUAUAUUUGUGAUAAUUUAUAUUGCAGUUUAUAAUAAUACAUAAAAAGUCACUUAUUUAAAGUAAUAUUAAGCAUUUUAUUGCUUAUAACAUAUUUGUGUAUUGUGCUGCUAACUCGUAUUACCAACCCCAUAAACAUUUUUUUAAACAUUUGAAAGUGUUUUAACGCACUAAUAUUUUCUUUUUAUUUGUAGCAAAUCAAUUUAAAAAUAGUGUAUUUUUAAUGAGGCUGGUUGUCGUACCAAAAAAAGUAAAUAUUGUAAAAGACCAAUUUAUUUUUUAUUAUUUGUAAGUACUUUAUUCCAAAACUAUUCCAAUAUUUAUCAUUAUAUUGUGUAUAAAAUGUCAUAAAAGAUCUGAAACGAACUACGUACUUCUUUUUUAAAAAAAGAUGUAAGUAAAGUAUGUCGUCAUCUCAGUAUCUUUUAAAAGACUCGCAUUUGUAUAAUUUGUGCCUUAUUAAGUAUUAUGUUUUAGGUAUGAUAUGUAAUUAAAAUAUCGCACUUGCAUUUGAUAAUACUUUUUAGACCAUUUUGUGUGUAGGUAUUGUAUUUUUGUUAAAUAAUUUAUUGUAAAUAAGGAAGUGUAGAUUCUGGCUUAGGCAUAUUUUUGUA
This is a messenger RNA of Agrilus planipennis (emerald ash borer), 2944 nucleotides long. RefSeq names its product guanine nucleotide-binding protein subunit alpha homolog (gene cta). Gene Ontology annotation, cellular component: heterotrimeric G-protein complex; brush border membrane. Lineage: Eukaryota; Metazoa; Arthropoda; Insecta; Coleoptera; Buprestidae. Gene Ontology annotation, biological process: adenylate cyclase-modulating G protein-coupled receptor signaling pathway; Rho protein signal transduction. The record is from RefSeq and is a predicted model, not a curated record. Gene Ontology annotation, molecular function: D5 dopamine receptor binding; guanyl nucleotide binding; G-protein beta/gamma-subunit complex binding. The transcript is spliced from 2 exons. Bases 69 to 1163 code for a protein of 364 amino acids.